This is a messenger RNA of Hordeum vulgare subsp. vulgare (domesticated barley), 1185 nucleotides long. RefSeq names its product probable diphthine methyl ester synthase. The record is from RefSeq and is a predicted model, not a curated record. Bases 84 to 905 code for a protein of 273 amino acids. The transcript is spliced from 7 exons. NCBI's taxonomy places the organism in Eukaryota, Viridiplantae, Streptophyta, Magnoliopsida, Poales, Poaceae. Gene Ontology annotation, molecular function: diphthine synthase activity. Gene Ontology annotation, biological process: protein histidyl modification to diphthamide.
UGUGUAGUCGCCAAGUCGCCAGUAUUCCCCACCCUCCCUCCACGAGAGAAGACGGAGCACGGAGAAAGCGAACGGCCGCGGCGAUGCUCUACAUAGUCGGCCUCGGCCUUGGCGACGAGCGCGACAUCACGGUGCGGGGGCUCGACGCCGUCCGCCGCUGCGCCAAGGUCUACAUGGAGGCCUACACCUCCCUCCUCUCUCUCGGCCUCGACCCCGCCUCGCUCGCCAACCUCGAGAAGAUGUACGGCAAGGAGAUCACGGUUGCCGACCGCGAGAUGGUAGAGGAGCGCGCGGACCAGAUGCUGAGCGAGGCCGCGGACGCCGACGUCGCCUUCCUCGUCGUUGGCGACCCGUUUGGGGCGACCACACACACUGAUUUGGUUGUUCGUGCCAAGAACAUGGGGGUAGAGGUUAAGGUUAUCCACAAUGCAUCUGUCAUGAAUGCUAUUGGCGUUUGUGGGUUGCAACUUUACCGCUAUGGAGAGACCAUCUCUAUACCUUUCUUCACAGAGACAUGGAGACCAGAUAGUUUCUACGAGAAAAUUCAGAACAGUCGUCGACUUGGCUUGCAUACUCUUUGCCUACUAGACAUCCGUGUUAAGGAGCCAACACUUGAGUCCUUAUGCAGAGGAAAGAAAGUGUACGAACCAGCAAGAUUCAUGACUGUGAACACUGCAAUAAGUCAGCUUUUGGAGGUGGAGGAACUGCAUGGGGGAUCUGCAUAUGGUCCAGAUUCACUAUGUAUGGGUGUAGCUCGCCUUGGAAGCGAUGAUCAGAAGAUUGUGGCUGGCCCCAUGAAGAAAUUACUAGAUGUUGAUUUUGGACCACCCCUUCACUGUCUCAUUAUAGUGGGAGAGACUCACCCUGUGGAACAAGAGAUGCUAGAAUUCUACAUGAUCAAGUAGUGAUGAGCUUUCAUAUGAGGAACCUGUAAUCUAGAUGCAUGGUCCCCUUAUGAAGAAAAGAAGCUCUCUUGAAGCGUGGAUAUUUGCUGAAUUUUGCACUCGGAAGUGUCCACCAGGAGUUUGCUGCUGCCUGCUGUAUCGGUUACUCGUCCACCGAAUAGAACAGACCUUGGUUACUCAUUCGCAAACAUUGAUCAUAAUACGCCGAAUUAUCUUCUUCUUCCAUGUUGUAUGUGCACACGUCUAUCAUUUGGAAAGUUUGCAGAUCCAUAUUGCAUUA